Molecule: messenger RNA, 818 nt
Organism: Phyllotreta striolata
Lineage: Eukaryota; Metazoa; Arthropoda; Insecta; Coleoptera; Chrysomelidae
Source: the annotation of a GenBank genome assembly
GAAAUUCUUUCCCGGCUGAUUUUUAUUCGUUAUUCUUUUCUAAUAUGAAAAUCCGCUAUAUCCACGAAUCCAAUCUCUUUACCUUCUAAACGUAACGAAAAACAGUUAUUAGGUGUACUUACAUAUUAUACGUAUACCAGUUGAUUGAUAAACGCUAUUUCCUAAUUAUUUGCAAGGAAGGUCGUUCCAAUACCUAUAUAAACUGGGGUAAAAGCUCCGGUAUUAUUGUAGUCUGCUCCAGUGACUGAGAAACACUACACAUUUUCAAUUCAACAUGAACUGCUUGUUUGUCGCUCUUUUCGCCGCCCUCGCCGUAGCCACCCAAGCCAGCGGCGUAGGUUUGGGCUGGGGCGGUCUGGGCCUGGCCGGCGCUCACGGCGGUCUGGGAUGGGCCGGUAACGGUUUGGGAUGGGGCGGCGCCGGCCUCGGCUGGGGCGGUCACGGCGUGGCCAUCGCCGCCGUGCCGGUCGUCAACCCGUGGGCGCACGGCGGAGUCGGACCUUCCGGAGUGACCAGCGGCUUGGGAGCCGCCGGACCCUCGGGAGUCGUCACUGGAGCCGGAGCCGCCGGACCCUCAGGAGUCGUUAACGGACAUGGAGCCGUAGGACCCACCGGACCCAACGGUAGAGGAGUCGUAGUCGCCGCCGCCCCCGCUCUCAUCGCCGGUCACGGCGCCUGGGGCGGUCUUGGUUUGGGACUUGGCAAAGGACACGGAUGGUAGGACCUUACUAGGGAUAUGCAAUUUGUAAUUACGCUCCGAUUUUUGUGUUUGUCUUAUUUAUUAUGUGUGCAAUAAAAAAGAUUUUAACUUUUUAAAA